Adineta steineri is the source of this 1308-nucleotide messenger RNA. NCBI's taxonomy places the organism in Eukaryota, Metazoa, Rotifera, Eurotatoria, Adinetida, Adinetidae. The record is from the annotation of a GenBank genome assembly.
AUGCGGAGUUUUUCAGGUAUAAUAAAUCCAUAUUAUCCAAUCGAUGAUAUUCCUUGUAAUGAUGAUAUUAUUAUCAUUAAUAAUAAAUCAGAGAGGAAUUUAUUUAAACGGAUUAUAUUGAUACUUGCUAUUGGUAUAAUAUGUAUUUUUAUUUUAAUGACAAUAACGACGAAAGUGAUUAUAACAUUAAAAGAAAAAAAAUCAAUCAAUUUCAAUUAUCGAAAUUCAUCAUUGGACCAUAAUAAUAUUAUUUCAAAUAUAUCAAAACCUUUAGAACAGAAUAAUUCAUCAUUGAAUAAAACUGAAAGCAUUUUGAAUAUAUCAAAACCAUUGGAACAAAAUAACUUAGCAUUGAAUAAAACUGAAAUUAUUUCGAAUAUAUCAAAACCUUUAAAACAUAAUAUUUCAGUCAAUUGUCAACUGCCAUUUAAUCCAAAUUAUACUAAAGAUGGUAUUACUGUUGCAGGAAAUUUUUCUCCAACAAUUGAUGAAUUAGAAAAAUUACAAGGACCAACAUCAGUUUAUCUCGAUCGCGAACAAAAUAUUUAUGUUGCUGAUACAGCUAGCCAUCGAAUUCGAAAAUAUUUGCCUGGAGUUUCAGAUGAAGGCGAAACACUUAUCGAUGAAAAAUCGAAUAUCAAUUCUCCAUGUUGCUUAUAUAUUGAUCAAGAAUCGAAUAAUUUAUAUUUUCUUGAUCAAGAUGGUCAAGGAAAUUAUCGUGUACAACUUAUUCGAUUAAAUGUAAAUCCAUUGAAAUCAAUAAUUCUUCUUGUUGGAAAUCAAACAAUAUCACAUGGAAUGAAAUUAGAUCAAUAUUUCAAUAUUUAUGUAUCGGAAUUCAAUCAUCAUCGAAUAGUAAAAUGGUUAGCACCAGAUUAUGAUCAAUAUUUAAUCGUGGUUGAAAAUAACGAAAACCAAUUCAUUUAUCCAAGAAGUAUUUAUAUCGAUGAAAAAACAAAUAAUUUAUAUGUUGCCAAUCAAAAUCGAAUUCAACGUUGGUCAAUGAAUUCAAAAGAAUCCAAAAUUGUUAUGCAAGGUGGAGCAUCAUGUCCAAAUGGAAUUGAAUAUGAUUGUCAUGGAAAUCUUUAUAUAUCUCAAGGUACAACAAUUAAAUUAAUUAAUAAUAAAACAGAUUUAAGAGGAUUUAUUAUUAUUGGCGUUGAUUAUGAUUUUGGCAUGCAAGCCGCUCGUACAUCAACUGAUUUUUUAUACAAUCCAGAAGGAAUUUAUCUUGACAAGACAAAUGGAGAUUUCUAUUUAGCUGAUUCAGGUUUUAAUCGAAUACAGAAAUUUACUAUUAAAAAUUAA